ACAAAGACAUACCAAAAAGAAGAGUGUGAUGAGAGAGUUGAAAUAUUCUCUUUAGCUUUCAUGGAUAUAUUUUAUUUCAAGAUUCAAACAAGUCUGCAGAAGAGUUAGAUAAAGAUCUACUAAUUCGUUAGAUUUCGGAAAAUAAAAAAAUAUAAUCUUCUCUUCUGUUUUUACUUUUCUUUGUUUGGUUCCAACUGUUUCAGCUUUGGAGUACUUCUAGCUUGUUCUUCUGGUUGAUCAAGUUUAAGGAACAUUCAAAUUCAUCAUUUACACAAUGAUGUCUGGUGAUGGGCGCUCCUCAAUUCCCUCAUCAAUGAGUGGCUUCAUUCAAGAACCAAAUCCAAACCCUAACCCUAACCCUAACCCUAACCCUAAUGCGAAUUCAGUGAAGAGGAAGAGAAACCUACCAGGUACACCAGAUCCGGAUGCAGAAGUGAUAGCUCUCUCACCGAAGUCUCUCAUGGCGACGAAUCGAUUCUUGUGUGAGAUAUGUAACAAGGGUUUUCAGAGAGACCAAAACUUGCAGCUGCAUCGGAGAGGUCACAAUCUGCCAUGGAAGCUCAAGCAAAGAACCAACAAAGAGGUCAGGAAAAAGGUAUAUAUCUGCCCCGAAAAGAGCUGUGUGCACCACGAUCGGUCAAGAGCCCUCGGGGACCUCACCGGAAUAAAGAAGCAUUACAGCAGAAAACAUGGCGAGAAGAAGUGGAAGUGCGAGAAGUGUUCAAAGAAAUACGCAGUUCAGUCUGAUUGGAAGGCUCAUAGCAAGAUUUGUGGGACUAGAGAGUAUAAAUGUGACUGUGGAACACUCUUCUCCAGAAAGGAUAGCUUCAUCACACACAGGGCCUUUUGUGAUGCCCUGGCUGAAGAAAAUGCAAAUUUCACUUCAGUUCCUACGCCAAAUUUGAACUACAGAAAUGACUUGAUUAGUGGGUCACUUGGGGAUCCUCAAGCUGCCGGAAACCCCCAGUUUUCCUCGGUGUUUCAGCCCGAUCUUGUUGCUUUAGAGGCUGGCCAGAACAUGAUGGAUGGGCGGAAACCUAGGUUGCCACUAUGGUUGGACCAUGGCAAUUCUCAUCUUAACCACAUUGGGAUGGCAUUUAACAAUUCUAAUGCCGGCUUGUCUGAGCAAACACCACCACCAAAUAUGUUUGGAUUAUCAGCACAAUGGCUCAGUAGGGAACAAGAAGCACCAUAUAAUUGCACCAAUAAUAUAUCUUCAAUGGCACCGCCACGGAGAUUGAAGGUGGAGGAAGAGAACAAAGGGAAUAUGCCGGAGACCAUAAGCUCUUUGUUUUACAGCAACCAGAGUCAGCAGCAGCAAGAAGCAGCCUCAUCUCCCAUGUCGGCCACGGCACUUUUACAAAAAGCAGCCCAAAUGGGAUCCACAACAAGCAAUUCAUCACUGUUUGGGAACAGCUUUGGUCUCAUGAGCUCGUCCCUUUCUCGUGUCACAAGCUUCAAUUCUUUCAAUCAAAAUAUAAAUAAGGUCCAGAAAUUCUCGAACCAGAGUGAGAACUUGAAUGGAUUAAUGUGUUCUAUUUCGGCUAAUUCGGUGCCAGCCACUAGCAGUGGUAGUACUCAUGAAGGGGGAUUGCCAUUGGGUUAUAUGAACUCAAGCUCAUUAGUGAGUAAAAGCAGUACGAAUUCGGAUCCUUCAAUGAUGAUGCCUACCAAUGGAAAGCAAAACAAAACAAGUUGUAAUGAAGCUGAACAUGGAAUGACCAGAGAUUUCCUUGGCGUAGGAGGUGGUGAUAGAGGCAGGUCCUUGUUGCAAGAAGAGCUAGUCAAGUUUGCUUCAAUGGGUUCAGCCAUCAACUUAAGCCAGUACCACGGAAGUCAAUGACUCAAUGAAAAAAGAGAAUUCAUGUGAUUGCCUUCGUUCCCAUGAUAUUUUAAGGUAGGUAAGAAUGAUGCCACUAUAAAGUUUAUUUUGGUAAUUUUGAACAUUAGUUUAUAUGGCGCAUAUCAUGGGACUAUAUAUAUAUAUAUAUAUAGAUAUAUAGAGAGAGCGAUGCUGUGAAUUGUCAGAGAAAGGGCCGGCUAGGAAACUGUAUGUUGGAUGAGACUAAGCAAAAGGUGACUUAGCUUGGAGGGAAUCACAAGGCGGGCGUUCAUAGUCUUCGUGUGGAAAAUUUUCUAUUUCUUUGUCGGGUUUAUGACUCCUGAGUUGUGUGACCCUUAGUGUUGAAUAACCACGGUUACCAAUUUUGAUACGCUCACUCCACUCAAGUGUGUGCACAUUAGGAUAUUUAAAUAAGGUGUUAUUAUGUGUCAUGUCAUGUCAUGUUAUGGUCUUCUAGAAAGUUUCCUCUAUGUAUGCAAGUCUUACCCAAUAAAGGAGGCCAAGAGAUAAAUACACACAUGACUCGUCUUGUGGUGUAGUGGACUUCAUGCUUCCUUUCCCAUCAAGUUUUGAUUUUAAUUUUAAUUUUCAUUUUCAUUUUCA
This is a messenger RNA of Cornus florida, 2446 nucleotides long. RefSeq names its product zinc finger protein BALDIBIS-like. Gene Ontology annotation, molecular function: DNA-binding transcription factor activity. The transcript has 3 exons. The coding region runs from base 275 to 1843 and encodes 522 amino acids. Gene Ontology annotation, cellular component: nucleus. Lineage: Eukaryota; Viridiplantae; Streptophyta; Magnoliopsida; Cornales; Cornaceae. The record is from RefSeq and is a predicted model, not a curated record.